AUGCGUACCAAGCGAUGGUACAUGGGCGUGGUUCGAGCGUAUGACGACGCCGAUGGCACCUACUCGAUCGAUUACGACGACGGCAAAAGCGAGGAGGGCGUGGCGGCGCAGCACGUGCAGGGCUUGCGCUUGCACCUCUCCAGCAACAGCACCGGGUACAAGAAUGUGGUCAAGGAGUCCUCGGGCCGCUUCGGGGCGAAGCACCAGGUGGACGGCAGGAGUGUCUACAUCGGCGCCUUCGACACAGCAGUGGAGGCGGCGGUGGCGUACGCGCGGACCGUUGGCGAGUACCAGCCUCCAGCAGUUGCCACGGAGGCGGAGGGCUUGCGCUUGCACCUCUCGAGCCGCAGCAACACCGGCUACAGUGGCGUGUGCAAGAACCGCCCCUCUGGCCGCUACGAGGCGCGUCGCAGGGUGGAUGGCAAGGAUGUCUACAUCGGCAGUUUCGGCACGGCGGUGGAGGCGGCGGUGGCCUAUGCGCGGUCGCAUGAUAUUUUAUUUUCCGUGUGCAAGUCUCUCGUCGACGGCCACGAGAGCGCGCUGGGCAUGGCGUCACCGCGCCGCGAGUUGGUCCCUGCCGACGAGGACGAGAUGAACGGGCUGAUGGACGAGGACAUAAAGGCGCUCGAGCACUCGCGCAGCAAGCUGCGCCGCCAGCUCGGACUCUGCGCUCUGGUGGUCCUCGCGGGCGUCGGCAUCGUCUUGCAUGGGAGUCUGUCCGAGGCCGCGUCGCCUGCGACGCUGCGCCUGGCAACGUGGAACAUCGCCGCCAUCAACAACAACCCCUUCGAGUACUGGAUCACGCACAGCGACCCCGACUAUAAUACGCUGAUGGCCGACGCGUUCGUCGACGCGCCGGCGGAGCGGGACGUGCCCGUCGAGGAGGUCUUUAGCGAGAGCCGCUGGCAGGAGCGCAUCGGCGCUCAAUGCUGCCGCGCGGAGCUUAAGGCGCUGAUGGCGGCAGAGGGGUGGGACGUGGACGGCACGGAGGCGCGCUGGCACGAGGACUUUCGUGCACACCACACGUACACGCUCGCCCUACCCCAGGACCGCUCCAUCGGCGAGAAGCGGCUCGCCUCGAUGCCGGACCGCGUGACCAACACCAUCCACACGCGCGGCGGCAGCGUCUCGUGCCGGCCGACAGUGAUCAACUGCUACGAGGGCGAUCUGGGCAGCGGCGACAAGUGGUGGGUGGAGUGGAAGCAGUUCAUGUUUGCGACCCAGCUUGCGACCGGAGACGGCGACAGCAAGACGCGGCCGGCGGCGAUGCUCAAGCCGAUCAAGCGCGCAAAGUACCCGGCGGUGAGUGCGGAGGAGGAGGCGAUGAGCCUUCCGCUGCAGACGCUGAGCCAGGCCAUCUUCGACGCCAUCCUCGUGCACAUCGUGAACAGCGUGUCGCCCAGUGGCCGGUGGCAGCAGCUGCGGCAAGAGAUGUGCGACGCGCUCAACCGGCACAAGGACACGCGCACCCUCGAGAUCCUGCAGCAGACGUAUGGCACAACCGACGCGGUUUUCCUGCAGGAGGCGGCAGCCUCCUUCCGCACCAGCGCAGCAAAGCGGCUCGGCGGCCGGUACAUUGUGGCGGCGCCGUCGACGCUCGACACGUCGCGCGACCAAAACUCGCUGCUGCUGCUGCGACGCGACCUCUUCCUCGAGGCGUCGCUGGUCGACCGCACGGAGGAGGUGAUGAAGACCUUCGACAGGAAUGUGCCGGUCGCGCCCGGCGACCUGUUCGUGCUGCAGGUCGACGACACGCUUGGCCGGCCGUACCUGCUCGCCUCGUUCCACGGGGACACCAACGGCCUGGCCACCAUCCCCGUCCUGGAAGCGGUGACCGCCCUCGCCGCGCGCAUGCCCGAGCGGCGACUGAUCUUCGGCCUCGACGCCAACACGUAUGAGCACGAGGCGCCGGGCAAGCAGGACGUGCUCGGGUUCGCGCGCGCGUACGUCGCGAAGGGGCUCACCUCUUGCUGGGGCGACACGCCGGACCCGACGAACCACACCACGUACAACGCGCGCACCUACCUGCAGGCCCAGCUCCAAAAGGCGGCGAAGCAGUCCGAGACGGCGGCCAAGGGCGACAAGAACCCAAAGGACUUUUUGCUCUUCUCUCCGGCCUCCUUCACGGUGCGCUCGACCACCAAGGACAACACGGGGGAGAGGCGGUACGUCGAGGACAUGGUCUUCCCCACGCUGCAGUUCCCGUCCGACCACGGCGUGCUGUCGACCACCCUCGAGGUGCAGCCGCCGAGGCUGAGCCGGUACUUGAGGCCGAGCUUGCUGCACCGGUGA
Emiliania huxleyi CCMP1516 is the source of this 2292-nucleotide messenger RNA. RefSeq lists its product as hypothetical. Bases 1 to 2292 code for a protein of 763 amino acids. The record is from RefSeq and is a predicted model, not a curated record. Gene Ontology annotation, molecular function: DNA-binding transcription factor activity; DNA binding. Lineage: Eukaryota; Haptophyta; Isochrysidales; Noelaerhabdaceae. The transcript is spliced from 6 exons. Gene Ontology annotation, biological process: regulation of DNA-templated transcription.